GCUAUGACUAAGUUCACAGAUAUGACUAAAUCCGAGGACUUUUAUAAAUAUGACUAAAUAAAACAACUAAAACUGAAUGCGGCAUGAGUUUCAAACCUUGCCAUAAAUACUCCUGGCUUCGCAAACGCAAAAUACCCUUAUUUGAUAAUGACUGUGCAAAUUCACUUGAGAGCAGAAACCAAACCAGCCGAAGCCAGAACCGCAUUAACUCCCUCCACCGCCAGAGUGUUGGUUGAUGCCGGCUUUGAAGUCUAUGUGGAAGAAAGCGAUCAAUCCACUUUUGACUCCUCUGAGUACAAAGCCGUAGGUGCUCAAAUUGUUGCAAAAGCCUCUUGGAAGACCGCUCCCAAAGACAGAAUAAUAUUGGGCUUGAAAGACUUACCAGAAGAAACCUUCCCUUUGGUUCAUCAACACAUUUACUUUGGCCACUGCUAUAAAGACCAAGCUGGUUGGCAAAAUGUAUUGAGUAGAUUUCCCGCUGGUAAAGGUACCUUGUACGACGUUGAAUUUUUGGAAAAUGAACAAGGAAGAAGGGUUGCUGCGUUUGGAUUCUACGCUGGUUUCGCCGGUGCUGCUAUUGGAGUUUGGGAUUGGGCUUUGAAGCAGUUGGACCCACCAAAAAAAUUGUCGAACCUCACUCCAUACCAGAGAGAGGCCGAAUUGGUAGCUGUGGUCAAGAAACAAUUGGACGCUGCUGUGACCAAAACCAGCACUUAUCCAAAAUGUUUGGUCGUUGGUGCAUUGGGAAGAUGUGGAUCGGGGGCUAUUGCUUUGAUGGAAAAGGUUGGAAUCCCAAAAACCAGGAUUUUGAAAUGGGAUAUAGCUGAAACCUCCAAGGGAGGACCAUUUGAGGAGAUCGUGCAAUCGGAUAUCUUUGUCAAUUGCAUCUAUUUGUCGAGUCCAAUUGCUGCUUUUGUGACUUCAGAAACCUUGAAUGAUGUCAACAGAAGGUUGACCACCAUUGUCGACGUUUCGGGAGAUGCCACAAAUCCAUACAACCCAAUUCCCGUGUACGAAACCAUCACCAGCUUCAAACAACCUACGGUGGAAAUUGAGACCUCCGAAGGUCCAAGGUUAUCAGUGUGCUCUAUUGACCACUUUCCGUCCUUGUUACCUAGAGAAGCUUCUGAAACAUUCAGCACAGAUUUGGUUCCUUCGUUACUUGAAUUGCCAAACAGAGAUACUGCUGGAGUUUGGGUUGGAGCUGAACGGUUGUUUGAGAGACAUGUAGCCAGAUUGGAAAAUUAGUAUAUCUAUGUACUAGUGUAUGACUUGUCCUUGUAGUGUAGAUUGCUUUCUAAGCUUCGAUGGCAUCUUCGUUGGCGAAUCGUGGAAUCUGGAUCCUAGGAGAGUACGAAGGUGAUUCUGUUUGUACCGGAGAUUGUCGCAACUGUGAUUGCGACAGUGCUGGUUCUUGGUUGUGUCGGUAUCUCUGUUCUGGUGUGUGAGCUCUUUGUGUAUGCGCUGUUUGUGCUCUUUGUGUAUGCGCUGUUUGUACUCUCUGUGUAUGAGCUGUUUGUACUCUCUGUGUAUGAGCUGUUUGUGCUCUUUCUAGUUCAUUCAACGAUAACUCGAUGGCCAAUUGAAUGUCAUCUGUGCUGGAACCGCCAACAUGGUUCACCUCUUGUGCAAGCAACUCAGGAAUCAUAUGGUCAAAUUGCCGGUCAUCAACAUAUGUCAAUUUAAACGGAUCCACCGAGCUGGGAAACACGUUGAAGUCUCUAAACUCACUGAUGAGAUUGUGAAGCUGUCCUUCGUCUCUAACAAGAGCCUUGUUGAUUCUCAACACCGGU
Messenger RNA from Yamadazyma tenuis ATCC 10573, 1793 nucleotides. The record is from RefSeq and is a predicted model, not a curated record. NCBI's taxonomy places the organism in Eukaryota, Fungi, Ascomycota, Pichiomycetes, Serinales, Debaryomycetaceae.